AAAACAAGUGGUGGUGGGGGAAGCCGCCGUCCGGCCAAUCUGCCCUCCGCGCCGGAGCCCCUCCCUCUUAUUGUGCCUUAACUGCCUGGGAGGCCGCGCGAGGGCUGCCAGGAGGAUGCCCCGGGGUUAACUGCCGCCCCCUCCUGGGAGGACCCGCCUUCUUUCGUCCACCCCGGACGAAGCUGCUGCUCCCCGCACUUCUUUGGCUCUGCAGCCUAGUUCGUCGCUCUUCCAUUUCUGUUGGUCUGAAUUGUCCCCGACUUUGCCGAGCAUUGCCGUUCUCUUGAACUCCUCCAAGCGUCUCUGAACUUUGGGCACAGAUGGAAAAUACUUCGCUGGGGAGAAAAUGAGGAGAAGCCUGGCUCCUAGCCAGCUGGCCAAGAGGAAGCCUGGAGGUGAUGGCUCUGAGGAGGAUGAGGAGUGGUGUCCUGAAGUUACUUCAAAAAGGCACAAACAUGGCAGCAAGGCAGAUGAUAGGGAGUGCUAUAUGUCAACUUUCCGGAAACCUUUGGCUCAGCUGACCAAUAGACCUCAUUACCUUGAUGCCAGCAAACAUGAAGCCUUUAUACGGAGUAUUUUGUCGAAACCUUUCAAAGUUCCCAUUCCAAACUACACAGGCUCCUUGGGCUUACGGGCGCUGGGUAUCAAACGUGCAGGGGUGAGGCAUGCUCUUCACGACCCUUUUGAAGAAGGUGCUCUGGUGCUGUACGAACCUCCACCUCUGAGUGCCCAUGAUCAGCUUAAACUUGACAAGGACAAAAUACCUGUUCACGUUGUAGUGGAUCCUGUUCUCAGUCGUGUUUUACGGCCCCAUCAGAGAGAGGGAGUGAAGUUCCUGUGGGAGUGUGUGACAGGCCGCCGUAUCCCUGGAAGUCAUGGCUGCAUCAUGGCUGAUGAAAUGGGUUUGGGCAAGACGCUGCAGUGCAUCACUUUGAUGUGGACACUCUUACGACAAAGUCCAGAUUGCAAGCCUGAAAUUGACAAGGCCGUAGUAGUUUCGCCUUCCAGCCUGGUGAAAAAUUGGUACAACGAAGUAGGUAAAUGGCUUGGCGGAAGGAUCCAGCCCUUGGCUAUUGAUGGAGGCUCUAAGGAUGAAAUAGACAAUAAGCUAGCUGGAUUUAUGAACCAGAGGGGCCUUAGAAUCCCAAGUCCUAUCCUGAUAAUUUCCUAUGAAACAUUUCGCCUUCAUGCUGAAGUUCUCCAGAAAGGGAGUGUUGGGAUGGUCAUAUGUGAUGAGGGUCACAGGCUCAAGAAUUCAGACAACCAGACCUAUCAGGCUCUCAACAGCUUGAACACAUCUCGGCGGGUACUCAUUUCAGGAACCCCCAUUCAGAAUGACCUCCUUGAAUAUUUUAGUCUUGUACAUUUUGUCAAUUCUGGCAUCCUAGGGACAGCCCAGGAGUUCAAGAAGCACUUUGAAAUUCCUAUCCUGAAAGGCAGGGAUGCAGAUGCAAGUGAAUCAGAAAGACAUAAAGGAGAGGAGAGGCUGAAAGAACUGAUCAGCAUUGUCAACAGAUGCCUUAUAAGGAGGACUUCUGAUAUUCUCUCUAAAUAUCUCCCAGUGAAAAUUGAACAGGUGGUGUGUUGCAGGUUGACUCCUCUUCAGUCAGAGCUGUACAAACGCUUCCUGAAGCAAGCAAAACCAGCUGAAGAUCUGAAGGAGGGGAAAAUCAGUGUCUCAUCUCUCUCUUCAAUCACAUCUCUGAAGAAGCUCUGUAAUCACCCUGCCCUGAUCUAUGACAAGUGUGUGGAGGAGGAAGAAGGGUUUGUGGGUGCGCUGCAGUUGUUUCCUCCUGGCUACAGCAUCAAGACCCUAGAACCACAGCUGUCAGGGAAGAUGCUGGUUUUGGACUACAUUCUGGCAGUUACUAGGAGCACCAGUAAUGAUAAAGUAGUUUUAGUGUCUAAUUACACCCAGACACUGGAUCUCUUUGAGAAACUUUGCCGAGUUAGGAGGUAUUUGUAUGUUCGUUUGGAUGGCACUAUGUCAAUUAAAAAGAGAGCGAAGAUAGUGGAGCGUUUCAACAACAUAUCUAGCCCUGAGUUCAUUUUCAUGCUGAGCAGCAAAGCUGGUGGCUGUGGCUUAAAUCUGAUUGGGGCAAACAGACUUGUGAUGUUUGAUCCAGACUGGAAUCCAGCCAAUGACGAACAAGCCAUGGCCCGUGUAUGGAGAGAUGGGCAGAAAAAGACUUGCUACAUCUAUCGUUUGCUCUCGACAGGGACAAUUGAAGAAAAAAUUUUUCAGCGGCAGACACACAAGAAGGCUCUCAGCAGCUGCGUGGUUGAUGAAGAGCAGGAUGUGGAAAGACACUUUUCUCUUGGGGAACUGAAGGAACUUUUCACUCUCAAUGAGUUGACUACAAGUGAUACUCAUGACAAGUUCAAGUGUCGUCGCUGUGUGAAUGGUCAUCAAAUCAGGCCACCCCCAGAAGGGUCUGACUGCACUUCUGACCUGUCUCAGUGGAACCACUGUGCUGAAAAACGUGGCCUCCUGGAUAAUGUCCUCAAGGCUGCCUGGGAUGCAGCUGUCAGCUUCACCUUUUAUCAUCAUUCCCAUGAGAAGCAAGGGGGGAUACCAUGACCAUCUGUUCUCUCAUCUGAAAACUUGCACUAUUUAUAUAAGAAAACAGCUGUGUGGUAUCUCCAUAUUUGUGAUUUGAUUGACAUCAGGACAGCAUUUUCUGCAAUUAAUGUACCAGAAGAACUUCCAUCUUCUGCAUGAUUUACUACAGACUGUCUUUAAAAGGCAGACCAUACAAUGGAGCACUAGGAUACAGGUUUUUAUAGAUGUUGAUUCUUCUGUCCAUUCACUAAGCCUUUCUGGCAGGAAAAAGACCAAAGAUGAAGCAAUCUCAUCAGUGUAAGAAGACUAUGAAUCAUACUGACUUGUACAUGGAUCGCUUUUGUUGACAAUAUUGUUUUCAAAGAAAAGCCUGAACAGAUAUUAUAACCUCAUAAAACCUUUCUAGUGAACUUCACUUUUUUUCUAAUGUAUUUCAUUACUGCAAAUUAAUGUUGCAUCAUCAGAUUUUAGUCUAUUAUGGAAAAUUUUAGAUCACAAUUAUAUUGGAAAACAACAUUAAAGUCUCCUCUUACAGUCACAAGUAAAUUUGCUUAAAACUAAUCUAUUGCCAUGAACAGAGUACAUGUAAGAGUCAGGGAGCAAGACAAGGCACCUAUUUGAAAGAACAUGGACUAUAAAUGUAAGAUGAAGCCAACAAGAUGCAGAUAAGUGGACUUGUUUUACUGUAGCAUCAGCUGGAAAAUCUGACAGGGAAUGGUUUUGUUUUCCAGAAGCAAGGAGGGAUCUGGUUUUUUUUUUAAUUAGGAAGGUGAAUUAGGUUUGUCAAACCUGGCUUCUAGGACAAGAAUACAGUGCGAUUUUUUUAAAGAUCAAAGGAUUUUUAUUCACUAAUGUUAGAAUUGGUCUUCUGGACUAUUUUGCUUGAUCUGAAAUUUAAACUGCUAUGCUGAAGACAUGCAUAAAAAGUCUCUCUUCAGUUCAUCAGUGGAAAACUGAUAGUUUCUCAAAACAGUACUUGUUCCUAAAAUGUUUAGUACAAAUUAUAAUGGGACUUGGAUUUUAAUUCCAUAAACAAGGUGUAAGCCUUUGUCUAAAUUGAUUCCAUACUAUUUCAAAAAUAAAAUGUUAGGAAAAUUUCUAUUUUUUAUGUC
Messenger RNA from Pogona vitticeps (central bearded dragon), 3675 nucleotides. NCBI's taxonomy places the organism in Eukaryota, Metazoa, Chordata, Lepidosauria, Squamata, Agamidae. The record is from RefSeq and is a predicted model, not a curated record.